AUGAAAGUUUCUCUUGUGGAGGGUAACCGUCUCUUACCCCAAAUCACCACUGAUAAGGAGGUUUUGGAUGAGAUGUGUGCACCCUGGAGAGAAUCACUAGUGGUAUGUCUACUGGGAAAGCGAUUGGGUUUUUGUACCAUGAAAAUGAAGCUUGCAUCGAUUUGGAAACUGACUGGCGACUUUGACAUCCUUGAUGUCGAUAAUGGGUUCUAUAUGGUGAAGUUUGACAUUAACGAGGACCGGGAGAAGAUGAUUAAUGGAGGUCCAUGGAUGAUAUUUGAUCAUUACUUGGCAGUGUCCACUUGGAAAAGGGAGUUUGUCUCUUCGACGGCUAAGGUUACAAAGACGCUAGCUUGGGUCAGGAUUCUAGGCCUGAAUAUGGUGUUCUAUGAUGAAAGUUAUUUUCUCUCGAUUGCAAGAGUCAUUGGAAAGCCAAUUAAAGUUGAUACGAAUACAUUACAGGCAGAUAGAGGGAGAUUCACUAGAAUAUGUGUGGAGCUUGAUCUAUCUCAAGAAGUGGUGGGAAAAGUGUGCCUCGAAGGAGAUUGGUACAAGAUUGAAUAUCAAGGUCUCCACGUAAUUUGCGCCAAGUGCGGCUGCUAUGGCCACCGACCAAGACAAUGUCAAGCCACAACACCCAAGGUGGCCAAACCGGUGGCAGAACCACAGAAAAACCCUACAAGGGAUCCAUAG
This is a messenger RNA of Lotus japonicus, 693 nucleotides long. RefSeq lists its product as uncharacterized. Lineage: Eukaryota; Viridiplantae; Streptophyta; Magnoliopsida; Fabales; Fabaceae. The record is from RefSeq and is a predicted model, not a curated record. Bases 1 to 693 code for a protein of 230 amino acids. The transcript has a single exon.